This is a messenger RNA of Eptesicus fuscus (big brown bat), 1821 nucleotides long. RefSeq names its product zinc finger protein 674 (gene ZNF674). NCBI's taxonomy places the organism in Eukaryota, Metazoa, Chordata, Mammalia, Chiroptera, Vespertilionidae. The transcript has 4 exons. Bases 1 to 1743 code for a protein of 580 amino acids. Gene Ontology annotation, biological process: regulation of DNA-templated transcription. The record is from RefSeq and is a predicted model, not a curated record.
AUGGCCAUGUCCCAGGGAUCAUUGACCUUCAGAGACGUGUUUGUGGACUUCACCUUGGAGGAGUGGCAGCAACUGGACUUUUCUCAGAAGAACCUCUACAGGGAUGUCAUGCUGGAGAACUACGGCCACCUGGUUUCUGUGGGAUACCUGGUGGAUACACCGGAUGUGAUCUUCAGGUUCGGACAAGGAGAAGAGGCCAGGAGGGAAGAUGGAGAACCCAUAAUACAGAGCUGUCCAGGUGAGCCUGAGCCAGCCAAAUUCUGGCAAGUUGAUGACCAGAAAGAUAAUCACAAGGAAAGCCAAGAUAAAUCACUGUGGCAAGCUAUAUUUAUACACCAGGAAACACUGAAGGAUGCGAGUGACCAAGAAAUAAGAACAUGCACAAAAAAUAUUUAUCCCAGCACAGACUUUGUUUCUAUAAGACAAAGACUCCUUAAACAUUAUUCAUGGGAAAGAUGUUCAAAACAUAAUUUUAACAUUCUUAGUCAAAAUAGAAGCUAUGGAAAAAAGAAAGAUGAAUAUCAGGCAUAUUGGAAAUUAUGCUUCCAUUCUAAUCUUGAUAAAGUUCAACCUGGAGAGAAAAUCUUUGAACGUAAACACCAUGGAAAAGCCUUCCACCAUAAGCAAGCCCUUAAAACUCAGAGAAUUCAAACUGGGGAGAAACUCUAUGAAUGUUCUGACUGUGGAAAAGCAUUUAUCCAGAAAGGAAACCUUGCUGUACAUCAAAGAAUUCACACUGGAGAGAAACCUUAUGAAUGCUGUGAAUGUGCAAAAGCCUUCAGCCAGAAGUCAACCCUCAUUGCACACCAGAGAACUCAUACAGGAGAGAAGCCCUAUGAAUGCAAUGAAUGUGGGAAAACCUUUAUCCAGAAGUCAACCCUCAUUGCACACCAGAGAACUCAUACAGGAGAGAAACCAUUUGUAUGUGGUGAAUGUGCAAAAACUUUUAAGAGUUCAUAUCACCUUAUUAGACAUGAAAAAACACACAUUAGACAAGCAUUUUAUGAAGUUAUCAAAUGUGAUAAGUCAAGCCUUAUGCAUCAGAGGACUCAGAUGGGUGAGAAAUCUGAAUACAAUAAACAUAGGAAAACCUUUUAUGAGAAACCCACCCCCAUUAAACAUCAGAAAAUGCAUACAAAAGAGGAAAGUUAUGAGUGCAACAAAUGUGGAAAAAGCUUCAGGGGGAAGUCAGACCUCUCUGUUCAUCAGAGAAUUCACACAGGAGAAAAACCCUAUGAAUGUGGCAUAUGUGGGAAGAAUUUCAGUGGAAAAUCACACCUCCCUGUCCAUCAUAGAACUCAUACAGGAGAGAGACCUCAUGAAUGCAGAAGAUGUGGGAAAGCCUUUGGUGAGAAAUCAACCCUUAUUGUACAUCAAAGAACUCAUACAGGAGAAAAACCCUAUAAAUGCAAUGAAUGUGGGAAAGCCUUCACUGAAAAGUCACCACUGAUUAAACACCAGAGAAUUCAUACAGGAGAGAGACCCUAUGAAUGCAGUGACUGUGGGAAAGCCUUUAGUAGGAAGUCUACUCUCAUUAAACAUCACAGAAUUCAUACAGGGGAAAAACCCUAUGAGUGUAGCAAAUGUGGGAAAGCUUUCCGUGUGAAAUCAACUCUCAUUGUACAUCAUAGAACUCAUACAGGAGAGAAACCCUAUGAAUGCAAAGAAUGUGGCAAAGCCUUCAGUGGGAAGUCAACUCUCAUUAAACAUCAGAGAAGUCAUUCAGGAGAUAAAAUCUCUUAAUAUACUUAAAAGUGUGGUUACAUCAGUAGCAGUUAUACUCCAUUGUAUAUCAAUUCAUCCUCGGAAGUAACUCUUAAA